AUGGCAAUGAUCCAGGAAGGCAUUCGCGGAUUCGUCGCUAUAAACACUUUGCAUUUCUGCAUCCUCGAUCUACAGUACAUCUCGGAAAAGUGGAUAACCUUCUCUCUGAAAAGUUACUUGCUUGAAUGUUACAAAUCCUGGACCUUCGAGGAAGAAGAACGGAGGAAUGAGAUCGCCGCCUGCAUCGACAAAUUCGUUUUGGCGAAAAGAUUGCACGCGGAGAAUCUGCAGCACCAGCCACUUCCGGAUCGAGUAGACGAUUCCAUCUUCAGGAAAGGAUGUCGCGCUUGUUUGGCCAGUUACAGACGGGACGCGAAGUGGAAUCAGGAUCGAGCGAAUCUCGCAACGAGGGUAGAGAAUCGCUUUGAACCCGCGCUCGGCUGCAAGAAGCCGGAGACUCGGAUGGAUCUGGCGAUCUGCUGGGAGACGCCAAUAGACCCGGUAUAUGAGCCUCGUAGAGCGACGCACAUCGACGGUUCCGAGGGUGGCUCAGCCCCGGCGAUCUUUGCCAUGAUCCAGCACACUCGGGUGCCGAAGAAUCGCGAGCUUCUGUCUCGUAUCGAGGAGAAAAACAAGUGCGAUUGUGCAAGACAGGACGAGGCGGAAAAAGAUAGGAAUCGAGGCUGCUAUAAUCGUUCCUACAACGAACUCUGUGGCGAACGGCGUCGCGAGAAGCCGUUGAGGUCGAAUUCCGUGCCGCGCAUCACCGAGCGUAAGUGCACGGCUUGCCGAGGCGGAAUGGAAGCAGAACUCGAGCGGCGAAGAAAGGAUCCGAGACUGAUCCGGUCCGCGGUGGGUUUCGCGCUCGGUCUCGAGGAAAAGCGCGAGCCGACGAUAGGCGACGACGUCACGCGCAGAAACGGAUUACCGCCGAUGAAGAUGACAGUGCCGCGGCCGAGGACUCCCUUCGCGAGGCGCACUUUCUGCAUCGACACUCUGGCGCCGCCGUUCAGCGUGAUGAAUGGCUGCCGGGAUGCCGACUACCCCGAACACUGGCGCCUCAUGUCCGUGUACCAGCAGUCAUACAGGAACCCGCAAAAACGAAAGGCUCGCCGCUUCUAAUCAGGCCGAGGAUGAGUCUAAUAAGAGAGAUAAUAUGAGAUCUGUUCUAUGGUCGAAUUAGCC
This is a messenger RNA of Acromyrmex echinatior (Panamanian leafcutter ant), 1125 nucleotides long. RefSeq lists its product as uncharacterized. Lineage: Eukaryota; Metazoa; Arthropoda; Insecta; Hymenoptera; Formicidae. The record is from RefSeq and is a predicted model, not a curated record.